Messenger RNA from Gadus morhua (Atlantic cod), 1758 nucleotides. RefSeq names its product StAR related lipid transfer domain containing 7 (gene stard7). Gene Ontology annotation, molecular function: lipid binding. Lineage: Eukaryota; Metazoa; Chordata; Actinopteri; Gadiformes; Gadidae. The record is from RefSeq and is a predicted model, not a curated record. The transcript has 8 exons. The coding region runs from base 414 to 1628 and encodes 404 amino acids.
GUAUGAGACUAGAAGGAGGAGGUCAAAUGUGUUGCUAGGUUUUGGAAGCGUGAGGUUAGCUGUUAGACAGGUGAGAUAUUGGACUUGGUACGUUGGACUAACUCGAUAUUAUAAAGACUGCAUUAGAUUCACAUCCGGUGUGAAUACCUACGAAUUGUUAUUGUUUCUAUUCCAUUGUGCCUCGUAUUGAUCCCGGCUCACUCGAUCACAGCUGGCCGUAGUGCUGUAAGUUAGCUCUCUGCUCAGACAUUAGCAAAAGCGACAGAGUUAGUUAGAUGGGACAGAACUAAACCUUUAUUUGUUUAGUAUGAUGCCUCUCAGUGGUCCGUCUCAGUGGAUCGUUGGGUACUUCGUGUUUCGACGUUUUUCUAGCAGCGCUGUUAUCUAAACCCUGCUCUUUGAACCCGGUCAUCAUGUUUCACACCAUGCCCAGGCGGCCCAUGUGUGAAAUGGGAAUAAAAGCAGUGAGGCUUCAACGUACUUGUGCACUUAGAACGAAUGCGAGCCAGGAGCAUGCGAGUCCCGCCGGUACCGUGUGGCUGGGCCGAGGCCUGGGUCUGCUGCUGACAUGUCUGCAGAGAGCUGGGCUCUGUGUGCGGGAGGUCUCCCGCCCAGGCAGGAAGAAGCAAGGCCUGCUGUCCCUAUUUGCCAAUCACUGUAGCUUUGUAACGGGUCAGAGGCUCAGACGGGCUUAUCAGAUCGGCGAGCUUUACUCGAACCUGUACUCCGAGCGGACCAGGUGGACCCUUGUAGGCAACAUAUGGCGGCGGUUUCAGAACAAGCAGGCCCCAGUGGGGAGGCUCGUAGCCGCCCUGGCCGGGGUCUUCAUGUGGGAGAACGAGAAGAUCGAGGAUGAGGAAAUCACCAGGUGUGGGCUCGAGCUGCGAUCCCUCGACUCCAUGAAGAGAAGGAAUUCCUUGCCGGUGGAGGAGGCUGGGGAGGUAGAGGCUGGCUGGGAGUCCGUGGUGGAGAAGAAGGAAUUCAAAGUGUGGAAAAGACCUAUUCCUGACAGUCAUCUCUAUGAAUACAGAGUGUUGGCCUCAUACAAUGACGUCACACCAAGACAGUUCUUCAAUGUUCAGUUGGACACGGAGUACCGGAAGACCUGGGACGCGCUGGUGAUCAAGCUGGAGGUGGUGGACCGCGACGCCAACACGGGCUCCGAGGUGGUGCACUGGGCCACGCACUUCCCUUACCCCAUGUACUCCAGAGAUUACGUGUACGUGCGCCGCUAUGAUGUCGACUGGGAGAACAACUUGAUGAUCCUCGUUUCCAGGGCCGUAGCCCACCCGCGGGCCCCCGAGACCCAGCAGUUUGUGAGGGUCCAUUCCUACCAGUCCAAGAUGGUCAUCCGUCCUCACAAGUCUUUUGACGAGAAUGGGUUUGAUUAUCUACUGACCUACAGCGAUGACCCCCAGACCGUGUUCCCCCGCUACUGUGUGAGCUGGAUGGUGUCCAGUGGCAUGCCUGACUUCCUUGACAAGCUGCACACGGCGGCGCUGAAGGCCAAGAACCUGGAGGUGGGGAUCCACGACUACACCAGCAGGCUGAAGCCCAAGGACGCCGGCCGGCAGCCCAGCCCGGAGCGCCUCGCCGGGGAGAACGCCCCGGGCCCCAUCUACGCUUGAUGUGGAGGUCACUGCAUUGGGGGGAGGGGGCAAGAGGAGAGGGGGGACACGCACUAGGAACACAAACAUAAACCUAGUUACAACAGGUUCAUCCAUUCAGUCUGUUGAACGGUGGAGGGGGGGGGGGGGG